Messenger RNA from Anarrhichthys ocellatus (wolf-eel), 3522 nucleotides. RefSeq names its product aminoacyl tRNA synthetase complex interacting multifunctional protein 1a (gene aimp1a). Bases 143 to 1078 code for a protein of 311 amino acids. The transcript is spliced from 7 exons. Lineage: Eukaryota; Metazoa; Chordata; Actinopteri; Perciformes; Anarhichadidae. Gene Ontology annotation, molecular function: tRNA binding. The record is from RefSeq and is a predicted model, not a curated record.
GCUGCUGAGAUCUAACGGCGGGGGCCUCAGACGCUGGCUGCCUGUCUGUCUGUCAGCUAGCUAGCUGUAGCAGGAGCCAGUUCUAGCAGCUGUCAAGCCCCCACCUCUCCCUGAAACGUGCUGGGGUUGCGGUUCAGAGUCCAUGUUUUUAGCUCGCUCCUUGUUCAAGAUGUCAAGUCACAAUCCUUUGUUGAGGCUGGAGCAGCGAGCGUCCGAGGCUGACCAGAUUAUCGAGUACCUCAAACAACAAGUCCAGCUGCUGAAGGAGAAAGCCAUCGUCCAGGCCAGUGUCAGGGAAGAGAAGAAGCUGAUGGUGGAGAAUGCCAAACUGAAGAAUGACAUCGAGGAACUGAAAAAACAGCUGCUGGAAAAAGAGAAGAAGAGGGGAGUGCGGGCAGUGGCCAUGCCAUCGACUGACAACAGCGUUGAGUGCAUUUCGAAGCCCACCCCUCCAGCACCCUCUGCUUCCCCUGCUGCUGCCGUCCAGAGCUCCCCUCCCAAAGAUGAGAGUAAAAAGAAGCCGGAGAAAAAAGGAGGGGAGAAAGCUGAGAAGAAGCCCGCAGCCCCCAGCCAAGAAGACGCCAAGGUGGACGUGUCUCGUCUGGACCUGCGUGUUGGACGUAUAAUCACAGCCGAGAAGCACCCUGAUGCCGACAGUCUAUAUGUGGAGCAGGUGGAUGUGGGAGAGGCUUCUCCUAGGACAGUGGUCAGCGGGCUGGUCAAACACAUACCUCUGGACCAGAUGCAGAACCGCAUGGCGGUCCUGAUGUGUAACUUGAAGCCAGCCAAGAUGAGAGGAGUGGUGUCCCAGGCUAUGGUCAUGUGUGCCAGCUCACCAGACGAGGUCGAGAUUCUCGAUCCUCCAAGUGGAGCAGCACCAGGGGACAGAGUUACUUUCCAGGGCUUCCCAGGUGAACCAGACAAAGAGCUGAACCCCAAGAAGAAGGUGUGGGAGCAGGUUCAGCCAGACCUACGCACGGACGGCCAGUGUGUCGCAACCUACAAGGGAGCUGCCUUUGAAGUUGCCGGCAAGGGAGUCUGCAAAGCCCAAACCAUGAGCAACAGUGGAAUCAAAUGAAAUAACAGAGCUGCUUGAAAUAGCUCAGUGUUUACUUGGCAAUCAUCUGCAGUGAUGAAAAUGAGAUGUAGUUGAGAAAACGGAAGGGAAAGGAAUGGAAGUUAAUGCUUUGAAGAUGUUCAAUAAAGGGAUUUGAAAAGUAUACAUACUUUUAAUGUCUGUCAUAAGAAUCUGUCCCAUGACAAUCAGGGUUUUUUUGUUUUUUUUUCACCGCUAAAAUAUACAUGGCAAAGUGAAGUUAUUCAAUACAACUGUGUUUCUGCUUGAAUUCAUCAACUUUGUCCUUUCUCCGGAGGCACAUUAGCUCAAUUGUGCUUUGGUUUUGAGGUUAUGAGUCUAAAAGACAUCAGUUUUGGACUUGAGCGAGCAUCAUUGGUUUCCACUUUGUCUAGUCCCGGGCAUUUUAAUGAGCAGGAGAUGAAACAGGGAUGUUGUACUACAAAGCCCAACAAAAACAGAUCGGGUUCUCCAGCUCUUUGCUCUUUAUUUAGAUGGUGCUCAGUCCCAGUUCUCCAGUCUUCUGGCCCACUGUCGGGACCUCAGUCCCAGCUCUGUGAUGCCAGUGCCAUGUGCUUUAUUUUAUUGUCCUCUUGAAAGAAAAAGUCUACCCACCUCCGGAUGUAUCGAACUACACCGAAGAAACAGACAGAAAGCUGUGCACCAGAGGCUCUAAUGUUACAUCUGCAGUGAUUAAGGCCAUCCACUCUACAAAAACAACUGUCAUGGGUCAAAUCCGACCAUCGCACAGAACUUCUGCUUACUGUUUGAGUCCUCUUCUUCAACAAAUUUAGUGUAUUCUCUCUUUUUUAAUUCCCUGGAGAGAUAGUCACCUGUGCUGAGAUAACUACUCCACCAAUAGACCUCAGAUGGAGGAAAUGUAAAUGAUAUAAAUAUCAGUUUUCAUCUCUAAUAUUAUGAACCAAAUGCAGAAAUGAGUCAAUCCAUAGAGCUAAUUUUGUUUUGGUAUCUGGCCCCUACCACACUACACACAGGAUGACAAUUCUUUAAACUUUUCUGCUUAUAAAGGGAUCCAGUAUCAGAAGACAUUAAUCUCCUUCACUGCAGUUAGUGCAUCUUAACAUCUGCAAGUCUAAACUGCUGCUGCUGUUACUUUUGUUGCCAAUAGAUGGUGCAGUGUAGAUUUGAACUGCAGUCGUGAAACUGCUGCUAACGCCACUCUGCAAAAAGAGUGUCUGGGACGGGCCUGGUUUUCUAUCGCAGCACACGGAUAGUCUCCCAACAAGUGCUUUAACACCCACCUGAUUGUCAGUCAAACGGUGUCCUAUGGGGGUUUGUAUGGUUUUAAAUUACUUAAUCUGUCCCUUUUCAGGACACUUAUGCGCCUCGAGUAUAAAAUAACAAUAACAGGUGAACCUCUCAUUUUGGUUUCGAUGACAUAUACAGCUCUAGUAAUUAAGUGACCUCUGCAAAAGCCAAAGCCUCUUCUCACCUAAACCAGACUUCUUCCUGGGUUUUCUGUGACCACGAGUGUUGCAACCUGAGCGAAAACUCACUCCAGGAUAUUUUGAGUCAGACGGUUGGAGACCAUUCGUUUCCUAAUGGAAUUUUCAGCUGCAUCUGGUGUACACUGUGAAGCCAUUGUGAAGCCAUCCAAACAUAUCGCACUAUAGAUUAUCCGAGUUUUCCUGAUCAGUACAUUUAUAUUUCUUUAUUAGGAUCUAGCUUCUUAAGUGGACACUUUCGUCUAGAGUUAGUAAUGUGAGCCAGUUUUUGGGGCCAUUACUGAUUUCACAGGUUGCCUGUGCUCUGUGGUGUUUGGUUUACAUAGUCAAAAGCUAAAGAAGACCUGUUGUUGCUGCUUUAUUAAUUCCCCCUAACUCAUUAUCCUCCAGGUUAAUAUGUCUUCAAAAUGACCUCAGCAAAGAAAAAAAUUCCUCUAAGCAGGCCUUUAUGGAGGCGGACACAUAGAAAUGUGACAAGGAAUAGAAAAGUUUUGGAUAAACCCAAACAACUAUUUUCACCCAUCUGAAGACAGGAUUCUGGGAAUUGGUAACUAUGACAAGCAGGCAAUUUCAAUAUUAUGUUUCUCUAAAUAUUGGGUUUAAAGUUCCACAAAGAGGAACCCAACAACCAGAACAUCAUGAAACAGAAAGGGCCACAUGGAAUAUAUUUCUCAUUUCUGAAGCCAAGAAGUCAGUUUAUGACUAGGCGUCAAAGUCCACCUAUGACAGGACUUUAUGAAGAAUUUGGAAACCUCUGGGAUACAAGCCGUGAGUCAUAUUGGUCAGCAUGAUUUGCAUUUUGAUACUGCAAGAUCUGGUUUAAUAUUAAUCAAGACAUUGUGUUUUUUUUGAUUACUUCAAGAUCCUUUGGAUGUGUGCAGGGAUCUGUCAAAUUGAUAAAUGUGUUAUUGUUUUAUUAUAUUCUCCCCAACCUUGUUUUCAAAAAUGAUCUAUUAGCUGUGUUUAUUUAGCAAUAAAAUC